This is a messenger RNA of Morus notabilis, 1553 nucleotides long. RefSeq names its product protein SLOW GREEN 1, chloroplastic. Gene Ontology annotation, molecular function: protein binding. The record is from RefSeq and is a predicted model, not a curated record. The transcript is spliced from 2 exons. Gene Ontology annotation, cellular component: chloroplast thylakoid membrane. Bases 64 to 1056 code for a protein of 330 amino acids. Lineage: Eukaryota; Viridiplantae; Streptophyta; Magnoliopsida; Rosales; Moraceae.
GUUUGCUUCUUCUUCUCUGUAACUCCCAAAACCCUCUCUCUCUCUCUCUCUCUCUCUCUCGAGAUGGAGUCGCUUGCUAAGCUGCAUCAUCCUCACCAGCCCCUCCAUCUAUCACUCAAUCCUCACCGUCCAUCUUUCCCAAAGCCCAUCAUUUCCCCUCUCAGGGCCCCACCUCCGCCUCCCCUCAGGUCCCUCUCCAUCAGAGCCUCCUCCUCCUCUCAAAACCCCAAACCCUCACAACUCCUCAAAACCGCUACCGUCGCCGCCUCCACCGCCGUCGCAGCCACCGCCUUCUUCCUCUCGCGCUUCCACCUCAGAGCCGCCGUCGCCGCCCCAGUCGCUCCGCCGCCGCCCACGGAGGAGCGCGUCGAGGAAUCGUCCGAGAACGACGCGCAGGAGAGAGCUUCCGAGGAGCAAGUGAGCCGCGAUCCCGACGACGCCGAAGCGCUCCGGUCGCUCAUGGAGGCGAAGAUCAAGGCGAACAAGCUUGACGAGGCGGUCCAGGUCCUGGACCGGCUGAUCGAGCUCGAACCGGAGGACCUCGAAUGGCCGCUGCUCAAAGCCAACAUCCAUAGCCACAACGGAGAACUAGAGCUCGCAGAAAGUGAAUUCGAGGCGAUUCUUGAGAAAGAUCCUCUCCGCGUCGAAGCUUACCACGGCCUGGUAAUGGCGGCCUCGCAAUCGGGAGAGAAACUGAAUGGCAUGGUGAGGAGAGUCGAGGAGGCGAUGAAGAGGUGCGAGAAGCAGAGGAACAAGUCGGAAGCUAGGGAUUUCAAGCUCCUGAUCGCGCAAAUUAAGGUUAUGGAGUCGAAUUACUCGGACGCUCUGAAGCUUUAUCAGGAGCUGGCCAAGGACGAGCCUAGGGAUUUCAGGCCUUACCUUUGCCAAGGAAUCAUAUACACUCUGCUGAGGAAGAAGAACGAAGCCGAGAAACAGUUCGACAAGUUCCGGCGACUCGUUCCGAAGAACCAUCCGUACAGAGAGUAUUUCGACGACAACAUGUUCGCCACAAAGCUUUUCGCACAGCAUGUCGAUAGGGCGAAGGAUGGCGUUUGAAUUUUCUGGUUCUCCAUUGAGAUGACAUGCUGAAGCCAGCAAUCAGCUGGAUUACCAAUGAGCAAGUUCAAAGCUGUGGCAAAAACAUCAAAAAUUGAAGACUUUCAGCUCUCGCGAAGGUUUCUCUAAUCGGAACUUGUCAAUCUUUGAGGUGCGGAUGUUUUAUCUUUAAUGGAAAAAUGCUUAGAGAAGAAUUUAUGUUAUAUAAGAAUUGGGAGAUCAGAGCCUUGUGAGGUGGCCAGUUGAACAUUUCUGAAUUAGAAGUCUGAUGCUACCUAUUUUAAAGAUUUCAUUUGAUCAUUGGUAAUUUCCUCUGCAACUUGGAGUUGGGAUGGACAAUCUGACGCCAUUGAUACCGAUUGGUAGUCCUGUCAAGCAUGGCUGAAACAUAGGAAGAGCAAGAGGGAAAUAAAAACAGGAAAUAUAUAGUCGAUUUACUCUGUUUUAUGCAUAUAAGAAAAGAGGUAUCUGUUUCUGAAGGAACCAAAUGAUCUCUG